AUGUCGUCCUUCUCGCGGGUCCUGCGCCCCGCCGUCCGGGGCUCAAGGGGUCUUGCUCACACAGUCUGUGGUACAUCCAACCGCGUGGCUUCUCGUCCAGCUCCCGCCCUCAGCAUCGUCAACUCAAGAAGCAGCGCGCGCCCCCUCUCCAGCACGUCUGCGCUCCGCUCCGAAACCAUCGACAUCACCGACAUCCCCCCCACGCCCAUCAGCCACCUCUCCGAGGUCGAGGCCGCCAUGGCCGAGUCGGUCGGCAAGUUCGCCAGCGAGGUGAUCCUCCCCAGGGCGCGCGACAUGGACGAGGCCGAGGACAUGGACGCCGGCAUAGUGCGGCAGCUGUUCGAGCAGGGCCUCAUGGGCGUCGAGAUCCCCGAGCAGUACGGCGGCGCCGGCAUGAACUUCACCGCCGCCAUCGUCGGCAUCGAAGAGCUCGCCCGCGCCGACCCCAGCGUCAGCGUCCUCGUCGACGUGCACAACACGCUCUGCAACACGGCCGUCGUCAAGUACGGCUCCGAGGCCCUCAAGAAGAAGUGGCUGCCCAGGCUGGCCACGGACACCGUCGCCUCCUUCUGCCUGUCGGAGCCCGUCUCGGGCUCCGACGCCUUCGCCCUGGCCACCCGCGCCGAGGAGACGGCCGACGGCUUCAGGCUCAACGGCAGCAAGAUGUGGAUCACAAACUCCAAGGAGGCCGGCUUCUUCAUCGUCUUUGCCAACCUCGACCCCGGCAAGGGCUACCGCGGCAUCUCCGCCUUCGUCGUCGAGAAGGGCGCCCCCGGCUUCUCCAUUGCCAAGAAGGAGAAGAAGCUCGGCAUCCGCGCCAGCAGCACCUGCGUCCUCAACUUUGACGACGUCGUCGUCCCCAAGGAGAACCUCCUCGGCCAGCGCGGCCAGGGCUACAAGUACGCCAUCAGCCUCCUCAACGAGGGCCGCAUCGGCAUCGCCGCCCAGAUGACCGGCCUCGCCCUCGGCGCCUUCGAAAACGCCGUCAGGUACGUCUGGAACGACCGCAGGCAGUUCGGCUCCCUGGUCGGCGAGUUCCAGGGCAUGCAGCACCAGAUCGCCCAGUCCUACACCGAAAUCGCCGCCGCCCGCGCCCUCGUCUACAACGCCUCCCGCAAGAAGGAGGCCGGCGAGGACUUUGUCAAGGACGCCGCCAUGGCCAAGCUGUACGCUUCCCAGGUCGCCGGCCGCGUGUCCGGCCUGGCUGUCGAGUGGAUGGGCGGCAUGGGCUUCGUGCGCGAGGGCCUGGCCGAGAAGUUCUGGCGCGACAGCAAGAUCGGUGCCAUCUACGAGGGCACCAGCAACAUCCAGUUGAACACCAUUGCCAAGUUGCUGCAAAAAGAGUACACCAACUAG
Molecule: messenger RNA, 1356 nt
Organism: Metarhizium album ARSEF 1941
Lineage: Eukaryota; Fungi; Ascomycota; Sordariomycetes; Hypocreales; Clavicipitaceae
Product: acyl-CoA dehydrogenase
Exons: 2
Coding region: 1-1356 (451 amino acids)
Cellular component (GO): mitochondrion
Molecular function (GO): acyl-CoA dehydrogenase activity; flavin adenine dinucleotide binding
Source: RefSeq, a predicted model, not a curated record